Molecule: messenger RNA, 8751 nt
Organism: Gadus macrocephalus (Pacific cod)
Lineage: Eukaryota; Metazoa; Chordata; Actinopteri; Gadiformes; Gadidae
Gene: fbxl19
Exons: 11
Coding region: 791-3733 (980 amino acids)
Biological process (GO): protein demethylation; regulation of transcription by RNA polymerase II
Molecular function (GO): zinc ion binding; transcription coregulator activity; protein binding
Source: RefSeq, a predicted model, not a curated record
CGAUACUCACCUAUGUGAUGUAAUGUGAACACAGGGGAUUUUACCCUGUCAUAUUGCUCUUAUCAGAUCACUGACCCCAUUGAUUCAAAAACACGUAACAAAAGCGCCACACAAUAGAAAACAAGAACAAUAGCAACGGACAGUGAUCUAUUCAAAAUUUUCCUUUCAUUUAGACAAUUUUCAUUUUAUUUACAUAACAUCGUUCACAGGAAACCAUUUGUCGCACUACAUUGUAUGCCAUUUCCCAAAACAUCCUCUGUCAUAAAUGUCUGAGUUUAAAUGCAUGGAAGACCUCGGGGAGAACACGUUGUAAGACGUGCAAGACAGAACAAGAAAAGAGGAGAGUGGGGGUCAAAGAAAGGAGUAGCUAGGGGAAUGGACACAACAUUGCGCCCUACAAUUUAUCGCUAUCGACCCGUUGGGCAAUCAUAAUACAGGAGCGAUUUAGGAACAUAGCGACAUAGCUUUGAAGAGGCUAGACUGCUAGCUAGCAGAUGCAUUGAAGCUAACAACAUGGGACGCGUGUGAACGUGUGUUACACGGGGGUUACUUAGUAGCUGUAGUAGCAGCAGCUACCAGCACCCUGCAAGGGAGAAAGAAACAAGGAAGCGCACAGCUAGCAGAGCUAAAUCAAAGCUAACAUUAGCUAACUGUUGGCCAAUAUUCUUUCUAAUGAGCGACCAAGGAGUAUGCGACCUGAAACGAAAAGCACCUCCUGUAUACCCAUGAUGAUUUACCAACCCUGUUCUUCUGACCUCUCCUCCUCCCCCCACAGCUGACUUGUUUGGGGAUGUCGGGCAGUAAGGCGCUGGGCGGGGGGGCUGGCGGGGGCGCAAGGCGCAGGAGGACCCGGUGCCGGCGCUGCCAGGCCUGCAUGCGGACCGAGUGCGGGGAGUGCCACUUCUGUAAAGACAUGAAAAAGUUUGGUGGGCCCGGUCGCAUGAAGCAGUCCUGCCUCCUGAGACAGUGCACAGCGCCGGUGCUGCCCCAUACAGCAGUGUGCUUUGCUUGCGGCGAAGCGGGGAAGGAGGAAACGGUGGACUCGGAGGAGGAGAAGUUCAGCCUCUCCCUCAUGGAGUGCACCAUCUGCAACGAGAUCAUCCACCCCAGCUGCCUCAAGAUGGGUAAAGCAGAAGGCAUCAUCAACGACGAGAUCCCCAACUGCUGGGAGUGCCCUAAGUGCCACAAGGAGGGCAAGACCAGCAAGGACCAGGCCGACGGGUCCGGGAAGCGGCGUCUGGACAGCGGCGAGGUCGGUCGAUGGAAGCUGACGGACGACCCGCCCCCCAAGAAGAAGGCGCAGCCCUCCUCCACCCUGGAGGACGGAGGCCGGACGGACGGGGGCCACAAGCGCAAGAAGGAGAAGGAGCAGCCCCAGGACAGUGGGCCCAAGAAGAAGAUCAAGGGGGCCCACGAAAAACGCCUAAAAAAGAAACCGAAGACGGAGGCAUCCGAGUCCAACGGGCCGGGCUCUUCCGGGGGCGGGGGCGGCGGCGGCGGCGGAGGUGGUGGUGGAGCAGGGCAGGGCUCCUCCUCCUCCUCCUCCUCCUCCUCCCAGGCCGGAGGAGGAGCGGGCGGCGGGGGUCCGUCGAGCGCCGACCAGCGCUCUCACCAUCGGGAGAAGCUGGAGCGCUUCAAGCGGAUGUGCCAGCUGCUGGAGCGCCUCCCCGAGUCCUCCUCCUCCAGCUCCUCCAGCUCCGAGUCCGACUCUGAGUCCGACUCGGACGACUCCUCCCGGGAGCCCGGCGGCGGUGGCGGCGGCGGCGGUGGGGGCUCCUCCCCUUCCUCCUCCUCCCCGGCGCCACCUCCUCCACCACCCGCCAUCGCCUACGGCAACAGCGGGGGUGGGGGCAGCCGGGGGGAGCGGGAGCGGAGCCGCAGCGAGCGGGAACGGGAGCGGGAGCGCGAGAGGGAGCGGCGCCUGGCGGAGCUGGGCUUCAGCGCCAGCGAGGAGUCCGAGGGGGAGGGAGGAGGCGCCGAGGAGGAGGAAGAGGAGGAGGAGGAGGACAGGAAGCGGGAGGAGGAGCCUCCGGUGAGCGUGGCCGACAAGGCGCGGCGGAGGGGGGGAGGUGGAGGAGGUGGUGGAGGAUGUGGAGGAGGAGGAGGAGGAGAUGGAGGCGUCCCGCCGCAGCGGGGCAGGAAGGGGCCCGUGAUGGUGGAUGGAGACGACGAGGAAGAGACCCUGACCUCAGAAAGGACAAGGAAGAACUCCUCCUCGCUGCCUCCACCCUCGCCGCUCUCCUCCAAUCAGACGCCGCCGUCUUCCGGCUACUCGGAUGGCUUCACGGGGAAGCAGCGCAGCAACGGGCAGGAGGCGCGCAACGGGAGGACCCGGGGGGGCGGAGGGAGGGAGCGGGCAGGGGGCGGCGGAGGCGGGGAGGCCGGGGAGAAGGAGAACGCCAGCGGCGUGUUGUCCAAUCACAGACACGGCGGGGGCGGAAAUAAGGGCAGCGGCAGCCGCGGGAAUAAGAUCCGUAACAAGAACCAGACGUCCACAGGGUCACGCACCAAUGCCAACAAUAACAACAACAGCAUCAGUCUCUCUUCCUCGUCCUCCUCCACGUCUUCCUCGUUUAUCCCCACGUCCAACGGCGGCGGCGGCGGCGGCGGGGGGAACGCAGGCGCCAGUGGGCUGCUCAUGUCGGCGAUGGCGGCGUCGCCGCGCUCCCAGCCGUCCCGGCUCACGCCCCGCUCCCAGAUGAUGAAACGCAGCCCGCCCGCCGUCCCGUCGCCGCCCCGGCCCGUACAGAUGGAGAGGCACCUGGUGCGUCCGCCCCCGGCCUGCCCCGAGCCCAGCUGCCUGCCCCUGGACUCAGGCGCCUCGCACAUCAUGAUGCGGGACGUGUGGAUGCAUGUCUUCCAGUACCUCAGCCAGCGGGAGCUGUGCGUCUGCAUGAGGGUCUGUCGCACUUGGAGCCGCUGGUGUUGUGACAAGCGAUUGUGGACCCAGAUUGACCUUAGCAGACAGCGCUCCAUCACCCCUCCCAUGCUGAGUGGUAUAAUCCGCCGGCAGCCCGUCUCCCUGAACCUGGGCUAUACGAACAUCUCCAAGAAACAGCUCAUGUGGCUCAUCAAUCGCCUGCAAGGCCUCUUAGAGCUGAACGUGUCCGGCUGUCCCUGGUCGUCGGUGUCGGCCCUGUGUCAGGCCGUCUGUCCCUGCCUCAAGCUGCUGGACCUCAGCCGGGUGGAGGAGCUGAAGGACUCCCAUCUCCGGGAGCUGCUGGCGCCCCCGCCCGACACGCGGAUAGCCCACGGCGAAACCAGAGGCGGGCGGUUCCAGAACGUGACCGAGCUGCGAUUGGCCGGUCUCGACCUGACGGACGCUUCGUCGCGCCUGUUGGUGCGCUACGUGCCUCAAUUGGCAAAGUUGGACUUGAGCCAAUGUGGCAACAUCACAGACCAGACGGUUCACACCCUGACCUCCUCCAUCUCCCCGCUGAGGGACACCCUGACGCACAUCAACUUAGCAGGCUGCGUGAAAGUGACGGAACAGUGCGUGCCGUUGCUGCGGCGCUGCGCCUCCCUACAGACGGUGGACCUGCGCUUCUGCUCGCUCCUCUCCUCGGACAGCGGCCAGCUGCUCUCUUUCCCCCACAACCCUUCAUCAUCGUCCUCCUCCGUCCCCAACACCACCUGCUCCUCCUCCUCCUCCUCUUCCUCGUCCUCGGUCACGGCGGUAGCGCCUCCCACCUCCUGCCCCUCGGAAGACCGGACACUGCUGAAGAACAGCUAAGGCGCCUUUUGAUGAUGUCAUCAGACUCUCCUAUAUAUCUUUCUCACGCACGCGCGCACACAUACACACAGACAACAGACGUACACAACACAUGCACACGCACUCACGCGCGUCAAUGCAAGGCCUCAAAAAUAGGACGACUCUCCUUAAUGUCCGCCCGCGCUUCUUCAUCCUGUCGUUAACCUGGUACACCCAUGACUUCCUGCCCCCCUUCUGUUACACUAUGACCAUUCUGCCGGGAUUGGUCAUAGUCAAUCAACAAGACACGCCCGGAAGAUAUCAGUCAGCAAGCCAGGAUCCUGCGGGGUCGGGGGGGGGGGCUGGAUAUGGGCAGUAGUGUUGGAGAUGCUACCCUCAAAGAUAUAAACAACAUGUUCCCAACAUCUGGAUUAAGGCAAAUCAUUUGUGAUCACAGUAUAUCGAUGUCAACCACAGAAGAAAAGGAUUUUGGGGGGAGGGGGAGGAGAAAAGGUAAAAGAAGAAACCUGGAGCAUGUACAUAUUUGUUCUCUGUACAAUUUGGGUGUGUGUAUAUAUCUGUAGUUUACUGUAAAUGACCCUUAACUUUACCCUCCCUCCUUUUCCCCUUUUCCCAUCUCUUUCCCUUGCAACCAAUCAUGCCAUUCACUUGCUCUUUAAUAGCUGCGAAACUUGGGGAACAGAGCUGGGGGGGCGGAGGGGGAGACACAGUAUUUCAUAUAUUUACAAAUAUUUUUUCUGGGAAUCAGAUGUAUUGUCCAGUAGCUUCUAGUGCAAAGACCAUCUGUUCCACUCGCAAUUGCUGGGUCAAGUCCGUGCUGAACCUGUCCUCGAGGCCACUCCUCUGUCAAUAUUUCUUCUCCCAAAUAAUAAUGGCUAUGAAUAGAAAUUCAGCCGAGAAGCCAGACUUUUGUCCAUGUACAAGUGAUGCAACAAUGCAAGGUCCCCCCCACCAUGCCCCAUUCAGUAGGCCCGCUUUUGGAACGGGGUAGGUUGCACAAUAGGUAAUGUUUCAUUGUGUUAGAAAUGGGUUAAAAUCUUGACCGACUAAAACAAAGGUUUGACAAUUUUUAUGAUAUGUGAAAACUCCCAAAUCGAGAACUUAAGUAAAUUUGCCAAAAUGUAUACAUUGGGACACCCUUGACAUCUAAACUGACAAAUUGGGAGAACAUUUGUGUUAUGAUAUUACUUACAAUUGUUUUGAUUAACAUGGGGCAUUCAUUUUUCAAAAUGAACAGUUUAGGGACCAUCUUCUGUAUAUUGUAACCUAUUCCCUGCCCUAGUCUGUGGAUGAACAGCUGGCCUUCUUCCUUUAGUAUUCUGAUUACACUACUCUGUCCAAAGUUGAUGUAUUGGUACUAGUGCUUCGUGAUAGCAUUGACCUACUUAUAUUAAGGCACUGGUAUAUUGGCAAGGACAGUAUUAUCUGGUGUUGCAAUUCCCAAAACAAAUCUGUGACGUAACACCGUACUGUGGGUCAUGAAAGAAAAUGGUGUCCAUGGUUACGCACUCUGCACAUCGAGUCUUCACUGGGAGCAAGGAAAUCUGACAACCUCUCCGUAGGGAGUCGAUAACUCGUCUCGAGUGUCUUUAGUGUUCGACACAUUUCACCAGGUCACCUUUUUUUUUUUUUCCUUCAUGCUAUUGAAUGAGACGAACCUGACUGCAGGGGAAAAUACAUGGAAACCAUUUUUUUUUGCUUUCAGUUCCAGCAGCGCCCACCAGCCCUCAUUAUUCAGCACUAUUGGUGGGGCAGUUGCGUUGCUCUUUGAAAUGACUGGCUAGCCGGCAGACACACUCCCUCCAUUGAGCUAGCUGGGUAGCUACGCUGACGGAGAUUAUAAUGAAUGUACCAGAUGUUGGCUGUGCCAACCAAACCACUCCCCCCCGCGCCCCCAAGCUCACCGACAAGCCGCAUCUGGGAUGUUGUUGUUUUUGUUUUGUUUUUGUUUUUGUUUUUUCUGGGAUGAGGUCUGGGUGUUGAAGCAAAUGCAAAAACUGUUUGGUGUGACGAGAUCUGAGUGGUGGGGUAAUGAAUAGAAGAUGGAGAGAAACAACCUGGGGCUGGAAUCUACUUUCAGGGCUAGACUUGCUGCAAUAUAAUUAAGGCAACACAGCCUUGGGAACGAGCUCAGUGUUAACUUUACAAAAUAAAGACAAUUUCAACGGACAAUAAACAACCUAGGAUCAAGCACUCUGUCUUUUAACACUGCCUUUUACCUCUGUUUAGGUGUUGCCAAUCUUGGUUAAUUUUAUCACUCCCUCCCAUUCUCCACCUUGCCCGCAUCUCUUGUCGAAUAGAGAGUGGUGUUACUGCAAACUGGUCCAUGCAGCAUGUCAAUCAACCGUGCACCCGAUGAUGUCUAUGUUAACGCCUUGUGGUGUGUUUUUGAUUCAACAUGAUGCUGUGUUUGGUUUUGAUUAGAAGUCCAGGGUGCCGCUUCAAUGGUAACUUUCCUUUUGUUCCACUCUUUGUUUUUCUUUCUUUCACAUUUCCCUUCCAUCCCGUUUCAUUGACUAAUGCAGUUCACAGAUGUCCACCGGUUAUGACACUUGUAUACAAUUUACUUGUGUACAAUUGGAAGCCAGAAAGAGAGGGAAUCCCAUCCACUCCUUAAACAAGACAGUAUUGUGUAUCUCACUGGCGCAAAUGAUAGCAUUUUAUUGAAGUGUUAUAAUCCGCUGGAUUCCUUAUUGCUACAAGCAUAGCCAUAUCCGGCAAAUACAUAACCAUUUACAUAGCCAUAUAAUUGUCAUACAAUGCCAGAAGUUUGUGUUUAAGGAAUUGACUCCUGAUGUGGGCUGUAUGCCAAAAACAGUAUUGUAGUGUUAGAAAUUCCUUCCCGUUCCUACAUGUUCAGGAAGGCCUUUUUGGUAGUAUGAACUGAUGUAAAUGUCAUCAUUCCGUAUUUCAAAGAGACGAAUCAUUUGAUCAACUUAGAACUAAAAUGGCGUGCUUGUGUCUAUAACAUGAAGCCUUGCCUUUUAUUAUAUAUCCUGUGUCCAGUUUCAAAUGGAGGUAGAGAGAGAGUGUCCAACUACAGAUGGAUGAAACACAUCAACUGUGUGUGUGUGUGUGUGUGUGUGUGUGUGUGUGUGUGUGUGUGUGUGUGUGUGUGUGUGUGUGUGUGUGUGUGUGUGUGUGUGUGUGUGUGUGUGUGUGUGUGUGUGUGUGUGUGUGUGUGUGUGUGUGUGUGUGGUGUCUUCAACUUUCACCUCAAACAAGUCUGCAUUUUCCAUCUCUUCUGGUCUGAGUGACUCAUCCAUCCACACAUCUUUUACUAUUUGUCUGAGAUUCCUCUCCCCCAAAACAGAUAUAUGAGCAGUGGAACACUAGCAUUCAAUACUAAAGGCAUACUUUCCUUAAUCACCAUACCGAUGUGGGUUUGAAUAGAAAUGUGCAAACAUCACAUUUAUGGUCACAGGUUCAGGAUUUUAUUUUAUGUGUUAUUUAUCGCCUUUUCAUUACGUUUUGAUACAUUUUUUUAUUUUUACCUUUUUUUUUUAUUGUGAACGGGUUAUGCGAGUCUAUCAAUUAUUUUUUCCCACCAAAAAACAGACAAAUGCCUAAUUUAUAAAGUUUAACUUUCUGUACAUUUACCCAAUACCAUACUUAUGCAUAACACUAAAAUAUGUAGACAAGGUUAUUUCUAUAUAAAUAAGGAUACGUCUAUCAGUUCCAUAUACACAGUUUAACUUAAAAUCUGGUUUUGUGUGCACGCAAUAUCAAUUGUGCUUUAGAGACUUUUAUAAAUUAGGUAUUCGGUUGUCGCAUGGUUGAAAGAAAAAACUGACUAUCUGAUCAGAGCUAUCGAUAAGGGUUUCAUUACUGUCAAAACACGAGGUGUGUGUGUGUGUGUGUGUGUGUGUGUGUGUGUGUGUGUGUGUGUGUGUGUGUGUGUGUGUGUGUGUGUGUGUGUGUGUGUGUGUGUGUGUGUGUGUGUGUGUGUGUGUGUGUGUGUGUGUGUGUACACAGGGUGUCAGUGGGCAGGAAUGGCCAUAGAAAAAAAGUUCAAAGUGUAUACUUAAAAUGUACGUGACAAAUCAUACCUAGCCAAAUGAUGCAGGGAACUAUUUUAUUUUGAUGAUUAAAUCAUAAAAAGGAAUUACGGCAACAUUUGUUUGUCAAGGUAGAGCUUAGUAGAAAAGCCUGUAUCUUGGCUAGUGGGUUCCACGGCUGCUUUGCAAGAAGCUAGACCUAUUGUUGCGGGCCAAUAGAUGGAGAAGAAAAAGUCAUUGUGGUUCAAUUGCAAUGCGGCUUUGCUGCUUGUCCUAUUGGCGCAGCCAUUUUUUAUGUACUGUGAUGCCAGGAUGCUGGUGGGUUCCCAGCAGACAGGCCGGUCGGGCCCAUUGUCAAUAGUGCAGGAAAAUGCCUCAUCGUGCCAUAGAUGCACCUGAUCAACGUUGCGAUGUCUGAAAUUGUUUAAAGUGUGAAUGGGUCAAUUUAUUUUUGUAUUGUUUAUAUUUUCUCUUUUCUUUUUUUCAAUUUUCUGUGGCUUAUUAGAGGGUCAAGUAACCUGAACUUGGCCUGGUUUUGUAAGGGAUGCAAAUACGCCGUGCAUGUCAGCUGCUGGCCACGUUCCAUUAAAUCAAAUGGAAGAAUGUCGGAGGAAAUCAGCUCUGAUUGGUAGCUAAUCCUAGGAUCUCAAACCGCUCUUAUCCAAUUUGAAAGUAAUAUGUAUCAAAGUGUCAUUGCCCAUUUCCCAUGACAAUAUCUAGGUAAAGUUCCCCAUGACAUGAAAACCAUACCUUUUGCUUAACUCAUUUCUUUUCAAAUGCACUGGAUCCUUCCACCAACAUCCAAUAUUGCCAAAUUGCUGUUUGUGUUGUGAAUGUGGGCAUUUUAUCCCAUUUCAUUCAGUUACAUUUUUUGUUUUACUUUUUUGAAAUCUUUAUCCCUGGGCUCUUCCAUUGUGUUUAUGGGGAAAAUGAGGAAUGUUGGAAAAAGAGACAGAAAAAGACCAACUUAAGGCAGCUACUUAUGAGUGACUACUGUAAAAUGACUAACUAAAUAAAGACAAUGGGGUUGUUUUUUAUAAA